This is a messenger RNA of Daldinia loculata, 1294 nucleotides long. RefSeq names its product glycoside hydrolase family 105 protein. The record is from RefSeq and is a predicted model, not a curated record. The transcript has a single exon. Lineage: Eukaryota; Fungi; Ascomycota; Sordariomycetes; Xylariales; Hypoxylaceae. Gene Ontology annotation, biological process: carbohydrate metabolic process. Bases 133 to 1251 code for a protein of 372 amino acids.
CAAGCAAGAAAAUUAAGAGAGUCCUUGUCUAUUACUUCGGAUAUAUCCAUCGACGUAGUUAGACAUUCCCUUCUUUGAUUAUCCUUUCGGGUUGCGAACAUCUUGAGAGCUAAGAAAUUUACCUUGCGCAAGAUGCCGGCAGAAAUCCACGGGAUCAAGUCCAGCGACAUACACGCCAAGAUUCAGCUCCUCAUCGACGGACUGGUAAAUAUCAAAGACCAGACUGGGGAAUUCUUGUUGACACUAGAAGAUGGUCGCGUAAUCGACACGAAAGGAUGGAACGACUGGGAAUGGACCCAUGGUAUUGGCCUCAACGGAAUUUGGGCUUACUACUCGCUUACCGGAGAUGAAAAAUAUCUCAAGAUUAUCGAAGAUUGGUUUGCCAACCGAUUCGCAGCCGGGGGCACUACGAAGAACAUUAAUACCAUGGCUGUAUUUCUAACACUAGCCUACGUAUAUGAGAAGACGGGAAACCAGACCUAUCUCCCCUGGCUAGACAGUUGGGGAGAAUGGGCAUACCAUGACCUGGAGAGAACCAAAUAUGGCGGCAUGCAGCACAUUACAUAUUUAGAGGUGAACGAUCAGCAGCUAUGGGAUGAUACACUUAUGAUGACCGUCAUGCCCCUGGCUAAGAUUGGAAAGCUACUUAACAGGCCUCAUUACGUCGACGAAGCGAAGCGUCAAUUUCUCAUUCACGUAAAAUACCUAUUCGACACGAAGUCCGGAUUGUUCUUCCACGGCUGGACGUUCCACGACGGAGGUCACAAUUUCGCAAACGCCUUAUGGGCCAGGGGAAACGCAUGGCUGACAAUUGUAAUCCCCGAAUUCUUGGAAUUGCUAGACCUACCCGCCAACGACCCGAUUCGAAAUCACCUUCUAGAUACGCUGAAUGCGCAAUGCGAGUCCCUCAAGCCGCUGCAGACGUCGUCGGGCUUGUGGCGCACGCUUCUCGACCAACCGGAAGAAGAAGGCUCUUACGUCGAAUCGAGCGCGACGGCGGGCUUUGCCUUUGGAAUCCUCAAGGCACAGAGAAAGAAGUAUAUCGGGAAGAAAUACGAAACCGUAGCCCUUAAGGCUAUACGGGCGGUGCUGGAUAACGUUGAUGCCGAUGGAGAGCUCCUGAAUACGUCCUUUGGUACGGGUAUGGGUCACACGUUGCAGCAUUACAAGGAUAUUCCAAUUACGAGCAUGCCGUAUGGGCAGGCGAUGGCUAUCAUGGCCCUAGUUGAGUUUCUAAGAGUAUUUAUCUAAAUCGCAGAUCCUAUCAGAUCCCCUGAUAUGCAAUCAACGUGAC